CCCCUCGGCGGCGCCAUGGAGACGGCGGACGGCGGCCGCCGCGGGACACAAAGGGCGGCGCGGCGGCGGCGGGCAGCGCGGCGGGGCCCUAUGGCGGCGGCGGCGGCGACGGCGGCAGGGCCCGGCCCGGGAGGUGGUAGUGGUGGUGGUGGUGGCAGUGGUGGUGGUGGCGGCGGCGGGGCUCCGCGGUACAGCCUGCUGGCCGAGAUCGGCCGCGGGGCCUACGGCGUGGUGUACGAGGCGGUGUCGGGCCGCAGCGGCGCCCGGUUGGCGGUGAAACGGAUCCGUUGCGACGCCCCCGAGAACGUGGAGCUGGCGCUGGCGGAGUUCUGGGCCCUGACGAGCCUCCGGCGGCAGCACCCCAACGUGGUGCGCUUCGAGGAGUGCGUCCUGCAGCGGCACGGCCUGGGGCAGCGCAUGAGCCACGGCAACAAGCGCAGCCAGCUCUACCUGCGCCUCGUCGAGACCUCCCUCAAAGGUGAGAGGAUCCUGGGCUACGCGGAGGAGCCUUGCUACUUGUGGUUCGUCAUGGAGUUCUGCGAAGGGGGAGAUCUCAACCAGUACGUGCUCUCACGAAGACCCGACCCAGCGACAAACAAGAGCUUCAUGCUGCAGCUGACCAGCGCCAUUGCCUUCCUGCACAAGAACCAUAUUGUCCACCGGGACCUGAAACCAGACAACAUCCUGAUAACCGAGAAGUCUGGCACGCCUGUUCUCAAGGUGGCCGACUUUGGGCUGAGUAAGGUCUGCGCUGGCCUGACUGCUCGGGGCAAGGAGGGUGGGCAUGAGAACAAAAAUGUGAAUGUGAACAAGUACUGGCUGUCUUCGGCUUGCGGCUCCGAUUUCUACAUGGCGCCUGAGGUUUGGGAGGGACACUACACUGCCAAGGCUGACAUCUUUGCCCUCGGCAUCAUCAUCUGGGCCAUGAUUGAGAGGAUAACUUUCAUCGACGCGGAGACCAAGAAGGAGCUGCUGGGGACCUACAUCAAGCAGGGGACCGAGAUUGUGCCCGUUGGGGAAGCGCUGCUAGAAAACCCAAAGAUGGAGCUGCACAUCCCUCAGAAACGCAGGACUUCCAUGUCUGAGGGGAUCAAGCAGCUCUUGAAAGACAUGUUGGCUGCUAACCCGCAGGAUCGACCCGAUGCCUUUGAGCUUGAAACCAGAAUGGACCAGGUUACAUGUGCUGCUUAAAUUCAGGGCAGGGCACUGCUGUGCUUUGCAGCUGGGUUUAUUUACCAGGGACCCAUAAUCUCCAUUAUUUACGUGCAACGAGGGAAGUCAAAGAUAAGGGAAGACGAUGAUACAGAAGAUCCCUGGUCUGCAGGAUCUCCGGCAAUGUGAAAUCUUUGGGUGUUACUUUGUUUUAUUGGGAA
Messenger RNA from Gymnogyps californianus (California condor), 1373 nucleotides. RefSeq names its product serine/threonine kinase 35 (gene STK35). Gene Ontology annotation, molecular function: protein serine/threonine kinase activity; ATP binding. Gene Ontology annotation, biological process: axon extension; protein autophosphorylation; peptidyl-serine phosphorylation. The transcript is spliced from 3 exons. NCBI's taxonomy places the organism in Eukaryota, Metazoa, Chordata, Aves, Accipitriformes, Cathartidae. The record is from RefSeq and is a predicted model, not a curated record. The coding region runs from base 16 to 1191 and encodes 391 amino acids. Gene Ontology annotation, cellular component: cytoplasm; autophagosome.